UUCCCUUCAGGCCCUCCACCCCAUUUCUCUCCCUUUCAUGUCCCAUUCAGACUGUACCUACCUUUUCCUUUUUUGUUCUUAAAAAGCUACAUCCAUUGUUGUCAAGCUUCCUUUCAUUUUAGAAGGCUCCUUCUAUCUCCUGGCUCUCAGCCCCAGGUAAACUGCAUCUCUCACCAUUUUUUCCAGCAUUGGUUAUACCUUCCUUGUCUCAUUUUCCCCCCACCACUCCACUGGUUGUGGGUGUCUGGGUGGGGGCAGCAUUAGAAGCAAUUUAUGUUCUCCUGCCUCCCUACAGCUACUUUCUGAGCCUCUCUACUUCAGUUAGUGACCUUCUAAGCUUUUAGAAGCCACAUAGGUGCCCAGCUCAUUCUUUCUUCUCAAGCAGUUGAGUAUUAGCUCUCAGUAUUCGCCAAUCCCUUUCCUUACACUAAGGAAUUGGAACACACAUGCUGAUGUUCCUUGGCCUCGCAGUUUCCCAUUCUCAACUCUAAUGACUUUGCCUGCAAGGACAAUUCACUUUUGAUCUACUAUUACCUAAAAAGUGUUCCUUUGAGAACACUUUCUCAAUAUGAGAAGAAUUCUGAAAUUCCUUUCUCCUACCAUAACCUAUCAUUCUAUCUUUCCCUAUGCCUUACUCUAUCCUCUUCUAUUUUUUUGUUCUUUCUGUGACAUCCAACCCUUCUUUCCCUCAGACCGAGCUAUCAUCCCUGUUCUAGAUUCACUUUCCUACAUUCCUAAUCUUACUCUUUAGUUAACCAGUUGAAUGUUACAGUGUGCUCUAUUCGUGAAUCCCUUACUGCUCUGCCUAGAUGACUCCCAUUAUCUCACUCUACCCCUUCUCAAGUGCUAAUCAGUAGUGCUGGGAAUUCAUGCUAUAUAUUGCUAACUGGAUCCUGUUGUAAGGGAUUUUAGCAGGGGCAAGCUGAAAGCAGGAGAUCCUACAGGCCAACAUUCUAGAACUCUCAGGAGGAGAGAGAGUUUCACUGACAGUUUGGCUCUCUCUGGAGAAAGAGUCUUGAAGCUGCCAGAAGACUGGACCUUCCUUCAAUCAAAAUCAUCUUAAGGACAUGGUAGAGAUAGUGGACAACAUUACACCAGUGGAUGCCAACUACACCACCAAAUCAAGGAAGACCAGAUUCUCCUGUCUAUGCUAAUCUACAAGAACUGAAAAUAUCCCAGUCUGCACUCCCCCCUCUUCCUGGCAGUCCUGCUAUUCAGAUUAAUGGAGAAUGGGAAACUCAUAAAGAUAGUACAGGACGUUGUUAUUACUACAACAGAGGAACACAGGAAAGAACCUGGAAACCACCUCGAUGGACUCGAGAUGCCAACAUAAACAAAGGAGAUUGCCAGAAUUCAGGAGAUCAAGAGCUUCUUUCAUCGGAAGAAAACUACUACAGUUCUUGUUACAACCAGUCAGAUAGUCAGUGUGGUUCUCCUCCAAAGGGCUGGUCAGAAGAGUUGGAUGAACGUGGGCAUACCUUAUAUACCAGUGACUAUACUAAUGAAAAGUGGUUGAAGCAUUUUGAUGAUCAAGGGAGACAAUAUUAUUACAGUGCAGAUGGAUCUCGAUCAGAAUGGGAAUUACCAAAGUAUAAUGCUUCCCAGCAGCAGCAAAGAGAAAUAAUUAAAAGUAGGAGCCUGGACAGGAGGCUACAGGAACCCAUAGUGUUAACAAAGUGGAGGCACAGCACGAUUGUAUUAGACACCAAUGACAAGGAAUCUCCACCUUCCACAAAGCCCUGCUUUCCAGAAAAUGAGUCUUCUCCCUCUUCACCAAAGCACCAAGCCACAGGUCAAGAAAAAUACGGAUUGUUAAAUGUAACAAAAAUUACAGAAAAUGGGAAAAAGGUUAGAAAGAACUGGUUAUCUUCCUGGGCAGUAUUACAAGGUUCAUCUUUACUAUUUACCAAAACCCAAGGAAGUAGCACAAGUUGGUCAUUCUGCCCUCGGGGCUCAAUUCCGGAGCUCCUGCUCUCCCUGCUUUCUUCUUGGAAAGAUUCUGUGACCCGCCGGCCUGCUGUCACCUCUGUAAACUCUGACCACCCUGUUUCAGCUGUCACUUUUGGGGGUAAUCAGUCUAAGCCUGAGUUCACUGUGGACCUCAAAGGGGCAACGAUUGAGUUGGCUUCAAAAGAUAAAUCCAGCAAAAAGAAUGUAUAUGAGCUAAAAACACGCCAAGGAACUGAGCUGUUAAUUCAGUGUGACAAUGACACUCUUAUGAAUGAUUGGAUCAAAGUUCUUCAUUGUACCAUCAGUAAUCAGGCCAAUGAAUGUGAUGAAGCAGUUGAAGAAGAGGUACCAGAUUCCCCAGGAGUGGAAAAACAUGACAAAGAAAAGGAUCAUAAGGACUCUAAGAAACUACGUUCAAUGAAAGUUUUGAGCAUAGAUUCUUCAGAGCAGAAGAAGACAAAAAAAAAUCUGAAGAAGUUUCUUACUAGACGACCUACUUUGCAAGCUGUACGUGAAAAGGGUUAUAUUAAAGAUCAAGUGUUUGGAUCCAAUCUUGCAAAUCUGUGUCAGAAAGAGAACAGUACAGUGCCAAAGUUUGUGAAGUUAUGCAUUGAACAUGUUGAGGAACAUGGUUUGGAUAUUGAUGGGAUAUAUAGAGUAAGUGGCAAUCUUGCAGUGAUACAGAAACUAAGAUUCACAGUUAAUCAUGAUGAGAAAUUAGAUUUGAAUGAUAGUAAAUGGGAAGAUAUUCAUGUCAUCACUGGAGCACUCAAAAUGUUUUUUAGAGAACUACCAGAGCCUCUCUUUACAUUUAAUCAUUUUAAUGACUUUGUUAAUGCAAUUAAACAAGAACCAAGACAGCGAGUUGGUGCUGUCAGAGAUUUAAUUAAACAGUUGCCAAAGCCAAAUCAAGACACCAUGCAGGUUCUUUUCAGACACCUAAAAAGAGUUGUAGAAAAUGGAGAAAAAAAUCGAAUGACUUAUCAGAGUGUAGCAAUUGUUUUUGGUCCCACUCUGUUAAAACCAGAGAAAGAGACUGGUAACAUUGCAGUUCAUACUGUAUACCAAAAUCAGAUUGUGGAAUUAAUUCUUCUGGAACUGAACUCCAUCUUCGGGCGCUGAGUCUUAUUGGAGACAGAACCAGGGAGGAGUCAGAUUCCAUCAGAUUGCAAAUCUUUGUACAUGAUGUCUUCUGUUUGUGGACCAAGCCAACAGCUCAAUGUUUUUGCACUUUUUUUUUUUGGAGGCGGGAAAGAAGGACGGCUGGGAGAAGGGUCAAGGUGUGUCUAGGCCUUCAUGUUUGUUGCUGUUAUUGCAAGUUGACAUUUUAAAUUAUUUGAUUUUAUUUCACUGAAUAUUUUUGAGUUUUACACUAUAAACAUUUGUCAAAAUUAAAAUUCGCAAUUCUAGCAUAGAAUACAUAAUACAUACACUGGAUUUCUUGGAUAGAAAACCAAGAUUAAGGUUGUUCUCAGACUGAAGAUCUGGAAUUGUUUUUCUUCAUUUUUAGGCUCAUCACUUAAUAGGAUAAUACCCACUAUUGGUUACUUUGAGAACUCUUUCAGGGCAUUUUGAGCAAAAUGAAAUGUAUCAUUUUUUGAAACCUAUGUAUUCCCUUUUCAGGAUUUUUGCAUGCAGUGACCUGCUGUCAGUCUGAUACUAUUGCUAACAGUGGUCAGUGUAGUUUACAGUUCCCCAGAUAUAAUCCUUUGAUUAAAAGCUUGCUGUCUUUUACUCUGCUGCACAGCAUCCAAACUGGAUGUCUUAGCUGCUUGACAGAGCAGCAUGCUAAUAGUACUUCAGACACUGAACUCAUAAGUAUAUCCAUCAAAGGGUAUUUUCUGGGACAUACUGGAGUUUUUCUCUAACAGAAGUCAGUUGUUCAAGGUAUUUCUUGUCCUACCUUGUAUACCAUUCCGAAUUAUAGCUAAUAAUCCUAAUUAAAUGCUGACUUUAUCUGCUGCCAUACUGAGUUCUUGAUAUGACCCUGUGGUAGUGAACUUAUUUGACUGUAAAUAUAGGCUAAAGACCUAAUGACCUUCAACUUAUGUAUAUAAUUGUGUUGUAUAGUCUCAGAGUAUAUUCUAGUCAUACAUUUCUAAUCAUGGUUAUAUUAGCUAUAGGUAAUCCUUCCAGUGAAUAUUAGGUUUCCUCCAAGAAACAGGCUAUUACUUGGGAACGCUAACUGUGUGCACUUUUAGAUUAUAAUUACAUUUGCAGGCAAAUCACUGUAAUGCAAAUGGUACUGGAAAAAUACUGAAUAGACUUGCUAAAUGGUUAAUGCACUACAUGAGGAGCCUUUUAGGUUAUUUAAUAUGUACAGAAUACAUUGGGAAAAUGUAUUACAGAAUUCUAACUCUACAGUAUAGUAGUGAAAACCCAUGUGUAAAUUGACUGGUUGUUGAAUGGAAAAUGAGAUUGCUAACUUCAAGAAUUUCUUUUCAUUACUAAUGUAGAUUGAUUUGUAUAUUGAAACAGGUUUGGAAGAUUUUGUGACAGGGAGCAUGGUCUGCUGAAGAUUUUUUUUAAAAAAUGUAUUUUUCUAGACUAACUGGUAUAUAUGAGAUGUCUAAUCUGAAUAAAGAAAACUAUAAGGUAUUUAGAGAUUUUUUUUCCCAUCACAGAUUUGCAUGGAUUUUAUUUGUUGAACUUUCAAGUAUGUUUUAUACCUCAAUUUUCUGUUUUUAUAUCAGUUUAAACUGAUAUUUCCUGUGGCAAAUAUCACUGUUUCCCCCAUCUCAUACCCUGCCCAUUUUUAAUGUCCUAAUAUUUUGAACCAUUCUGAUUUACAAAUAGAAAUGUUGUGUUAAUUUGUAUGAUGGUUUCUGUGGAGAAAAAUAAUUUUUGGUAUAAUCUUUUUAAAAACCUUCCACCUGAGUUAAAUGGUGAAAAUAGUGUUUGCCAUUUUGAGCUUGUGGAAUUGGUUACAUAAGCCAAAUUAUUUCCUAGCUAUCGGAUAACUGAUUGUUCAAAGGAAGAGGAAAAUAAGACAAAUCACAGCCUUCUUACUUGCAAAAAUUGUAUUUAAUGGCACAACAUGCUUUAGGACUCCUUAGCAGUUUCAAACAAUGUGAGACUUAAAGUAAUUUUUUUCUCUCUGUAGCCAUAGAAAUACUAUGGAGAGAUCAAAAGGUACAAUUGUCCUGUGAUUCUUGUUUGUGUAUGUAUGUUUUGUCUUGGUGUUCAUUGUUCAACAGCUAAUCUGUUUUAUUGUAAUAUUGUAUGUACAAUGAAUGUCUUCUCUGUUUAAUCCUUUGUGAAUUAAAAAUUGCCAGUGUCACUUUCAUUGGUAAACCACCAAACUAGUAAUAUGUGUUCUGACCAAGAGGGUUUCAUUUUAUAGUAGAAAAUAGACUAAAAGCUGAAAUCUGUCAUCAGUAGAAUUUCAAUUUACAGUCCGUUCCUUAAAAUGUCAACAGAAAUCCAAAAUCAGUCUCGCCUACAUUUUUUAAAAGUAUAAAAAAAAAGACAGGAAAAGAAAGAUGAUUUUAAGAUAUUACAAGGAAAGAAAAUGUCUUUUAUCUAAAGUAUUACAUUUAUCAAGAGGAUUUAAUCAUUUUUACCAGAUAGUAUUAAUCAUUUUUUAGUGAUGUAAUACUUCAGGUCUACACAAGUCCUUUGAUAAUGUUUCUUAAGAGAGCAAAAAUGGAAUAUUUUAAAGAUAAUCUGUACAUAAGCCUACAUUGAUAUAGCUAAGUACAAGUUUUGUAAUGUUCGCUCUUGUGGACAUUUUUCUGUUUUAGUCUCUUAAAAAUAAAUAUUCUUCUGAAAUUACAAUUGGAAUUUAAAAAAUUUGGCUAGUAAUUAACUUUUAAAAUAAGCACUUUCUUGCCAAUGAUUACUAAUUCUGCAGAUCCCUGCAGGCUUUAGUUUGAGGUUGUGUUGUUUUUUUUAAGAGACUAAGUUGUUUCAGAAGUAUAGCUCCAAAUUGUCCAAAUUCAAGUACAGUUUCUAUGGAGAACUGGAAAAGAGAAGAAAAUUAAUUUUCUGAAUAUAAUAGUCUCCUGAACUUUAGUCCCCCAAUUCUACUAUAAUAAAAUUUGUUUUUAUAAAAACUCUUUUUAACUAUUAAGUGUAGUUUUUCAUAGGGGUGGCUUGUAUGUAAAUUUGCCCAUAUUUUAGUUUAGGGUGGAGAUGGGGAAAUCGCCCCACACACACACACACAUUCUAUCCUAACAUAAUUAAUUCAGUUCUUUUACAUGAAACUUUACUUGAGGAUCAAAAAGAAAACUACCACCCCCAAAACUAACAGCAGCCUAUUGGGACAAGCCAUAAACUCCAGCCAAGCAGAGUCAGACACUGGGCUCUGGAGAAGGGGGAGGUGCAGAAUGCCUAAUGAGGCAUUGUGUGACUAGCAGAGCCUGAGGAGUUCUCCUGAAGAAUCUCAAUUAGCCUUCACAACUGCAGUUUUGUGGGCCAGCCAUGGCUGUGGCUAUAUUUGGCCAGAUUGAGCCAUUACAAAUUAGCUGCAUGUGAGUAUGAAGUUUUAAGUGAACUUGUUCACUAAGGAGGGAAAAAAAGGCAGCAUUUUCCUGGUGCUCUCAUCAACAAAGUACUUGUAGAACAAGAUCACUGUUCAGUAAAUCACUCCAACAGUCAUUUAGGGUAAGUCAGGUCCCUCCUGCACCACUUCUUCCUUCCCUGUGCUUUAUUUCUCUUCCUCUUACAGUCAAUUCUUAAGAAGCAGCUCUUGGUGGGAAAUAUUUUAACUGAUUUAUGUUCAUGACCAAAGCUUUUUGGCAAUUCUGACAACUUCGGUAUAGCAGGAAUUGAUUUGUUGGUCCUAAACCCUAUGGCUGUAAGUUCUUUGAGUGAAAUCAAUAGCAGCUUAUGUUUUGGUAUUGGAGAUAAACAGGGUUUUUAGAGAGGUAGACCUGGGUAGACCUAAACCCUGGGAUCAGUAGUAUGGCUGUCUUGCUGCCAUUUGUGAGCUCAUUGUCCUCUUUCUAGGGAUCUGGAUUCAGUCUCAGAGUUAUCCUCGGUUCCCCUUCCCCAUAUACACACUUACCUUUUAGAACCCUUCUCUCUGUUCACAGGGCCUCUUGCCUGGACUAUUCAAAGUCUUCUAAUUGGUUUCUCUUCAAUCUGCCUACACAGUUUUCAAAAUGACAUACCCACGUCAGUCUACACCAGGCUCCUACUCAAUAAACUCCAGAAGUUCCCUAUUACCUCCAGAAUCAAGUAUAAACUCCUGAAAUUUAAAGUCCUGCAAAGCCUGCCUCUAACCUCCCUGUAUAAACAUAUCCAUUCCUCCCCUUCAUAAACUCUGCAAUCUAUCCAAACUAGCCCUGCUAUUCCUCAUAGAGCAUUCCAUCUCUCACUUCCCACUCCUUUUCCCAGUCCCAUAAUGCACUCCCUCCUCAUUUCCAUUUACAAUGGCCAGUUUCUUUCAAACUGCACAUAGCACUUUCUAGGUAAGGCUUUUCUAUGCCACCCGAAUUACAUUGUAUUGCUUUUGGUAUAUAUCUGGAUACGAUUAUAUUCUCUCUCCCUACAGAAUAUAAACUCUUUAAGGGUAGAGAUUUUAGGAUUUUUUUUUGCUUUGUUCCUGGUAAAUGAAUGAUGAAGACUAAUAACUAUUUAAACCCUUUCUUUACCCUCCCCUCUUUGGUAUUCUAGAAGUAAUAUGGGUGGUAUUGAGAAAAGGAAGGGGAAGCAUAGUAUAAUCAAAUGAAACUAAGGAAAUUAUAGAGCAUUAAAGCUAGAAGAGACCUUAAAGAGAAUAACUUUCUCUCCUUAGAGAUAAAAAAACAAAGUCUUAAGAGGAAAUAAGUUGCUCAAAGACAUACACUUAGGUAGUUGUAGUAACCGAGUUGUUAAUAGAGAAAGGAGGGAAUGUUGAGGGAAGAAGUCUAGCUUUAUUGCUACUACUGCUACCACUGCUGCUGCUGUUGUUACUACUACUACUACUACUAAUUGCACUUAUUUAGCACCUACUGUAAGCUAAAGUGUCUUCACACUACUGCAUUCAUUCUACUUUAAAAUUUUUAUAAACCCUAAACAAAAGUUGGCUUAACUAAUUAACCCAUAACUAGUUGGAUUAAUUAAGAUUAAAUCACUUGACUUGUUUUCCUAACUAUUAUGGUAAUAUAUCUAAGACUAGAAUUUAUUUUGAUAACAUUAGAACAUUUCUCAUGUUUCCUCCAAAAUACAUUAUAGAUACUAUUACAAAUGUGUCAAAGAAGAUUCUUUUGGUAUCUGUCAAUGACCGUAGUUUUUAACUAAGCAGUUUUUAACAGAGAAGCAAAUUGAUUCCCUAUUAAUCCAACAGGACUUAAAGGACCUUUUUUAUCUUUUUAAUCUUUUUAAUCCCAGCUGAUUUCCUUGGCCAGCCAUCUUGUGGAUCAGACCCUUGAUGUGUAAGUUAGGUAUGAGACUUCACCCAUUACCUGGUGGGUGGUGAGGGCCAAACUCGCAUGAAAUGCCAAUAAAAAUUUUUGAAAAAGAAAUGCAGUUAGAAUAUAUGAUCUCCAUAAAUUGUUAGAACUCUGUUAGCUCAUAGCUUCUUUAUUUCCCCCCUUUUAAAAUGACUGGUUUCUUAUAAAAUCUGUGAAAUUUUAAGUCAAAUGUUGAAUGACUUUUUUAGAAAAAUAAUUGAGAUGACAUUAAUAUCAGUACCUAGUGUUGUAAACUCUCACACAUUUCCUUGGAUCACUAGAUCCAUUUCCGGACCAUCUAGUGGUCACAGAUACCAAAGUUCAUUUAAGUAAGCAGCUGGUUGGUACUACAUUUUGAUCUUAAAAGGCUGAGAAGUGAUGGUGGUGGUUUGGAAUUAAGACUAAGAAGACUUGAAAGAUGACAUUCUCUUUGGGGAACCUGGCUGUGCUUAAUUGUUAUGCAUCUGAUAAUACAUGCUCAUCUUUAGGAAGCUAGAUUUGUGAUCCUUCACAUGUUGGGAGAGCAGGGGUAGGAAGGAAAGAUCCCUGUGUGUAGAUAGAAACCACUCCCCAAGUUUGUCCGACUCCGCAUCCCACUUUAUGUGCAUACUUUGCGUGAUGGAGGGGAGGACAGGAGUAAAAAGGUGUGGUGCAUGAGGGGAGCUUUCUUGCUCUCUCUGGGCUGGCGAAAAGGUGAAAGACAGUCUUGAGCGGGAGCUCUGGUGCCUGCUGUGCAUUCAAGGGUCUUUUGCAGGCAAAGGCAGUUUGGUGGCUUUGGAUUUGGGCUUCCUGAUUUGGCUCAGGGCAUUAUUUUAGAUAAGUGAUAUUUUCUGUCUAUUUCCUGUUUUCCUAUAUCUCCAUUUUUAUUAAAAACCUAAUUGUUAAGAGCACUAGCAGACUCCUGACUUGAGAGUUAAUUUUAUAGAUGAUGACCACAAUAUUUUUUUAACUAAUUUUAUAUUUGUAAACAAAUUUCUAAAUAUUACAUUUAGUGUAUUACAUUUGGUAUAAUAUUAAUUUUUCAAUAUUAUACCUGAAUUUUAUUGUCAAUCACUUGUCAAAACAGUCAGCAGAGAGUCAUCUAUCAUUUAUCCAUUGUUGUUUUUUUUAAUCAUGAAUAACAACCCCAGUGUGUGGUGGUGAUAAUAGUUCUCCACCUUUUCAGAACUCACAGGCAAGGUUAUUUGUAAAGUGAGAACUAGAAAACGAGAGUGCCUAGGUAAACUGAGGGUAGCUUCAAAGCAAAUCAUUGUGCAAAUGUUUUCCUUUUUAGACUUACCAAAGUUAUAGUGAAACUUCUCAUGGCCAUUAGCAGUAGGAGUUAGAAAAAGAAGGGAGUUGAUGCUGUGGGUGACAUUUUACCUUUUUAUUAAAUCAUUUUCCCACCACUUUUUCUUUCAUAAGAUCUAAGUUAAAUUCUGCAUGUAAUGGAAGGUAAGGUUCUAUUGGGAAUCUGAUUUUGCCUUCUAGCUCUCCCCAUGUGAUAUAUUAGUUAGGCAAGUCUCUCCAUCUCUCUGGGUCUCAGUUUCCUCAUUUGUAAAAUGUUGAAGUAGAUGGCCUUUAAGGCUCCUCCCAGCUCUACAUCUAUGGUCCUGGUUCUAAUUUGCAUUGUUGACUUAGUGAGUGGCUCUCUGUCUUUGAAGAAUUUCCAUCUCCCUGGAGGAGGCUCUUUGUCCUUCAUUAGGUCCCUAACUGAAUCUUCCCAUGUCAUUGAUUUCACCCAUCAGCCAUGUCAAGGUUCAAGGUACUGACAUAGUGUAUGGUCCCCGGCAGCACGCUCUAGGCAAAAGUCACUGGAUCAGCCAUGUUGUAAAAGAUGGCAGGGCAGGGCUUCCCGAGUGGCACCGGGGAGUUUGAGGGGAGCAUCUCACGGUGAGCUUCCUAAGAUUCAGACUUUCCAGCUUCCUGCAUUAUGACUCGUUUUCUGCCUAUGACAUGGGGGAUUUCUGUAACAAUUCUGUCUUGCCUGGCUCUGCAUGCUUGAAAAGGAGGAUGCUCUGUCUGUGCAGUCAAAGCAGCUGAACAAGGCCGCCUUCUGUGUAGCCAUGAAGAUUGAAGCUCAUGCUACAAACUAGUGUUUGAGGCGGGUUUGGUUGAAGAUCUCCCUGGAGGAGAGGAGAGCCACACUACGCCGUGGAGCCGGGGCUGAGAAGGUGCUUGUUUCCACCUUGCUGCAAGACCACACUUGGAGAGAAUCAGCAUGGAGUUCUCCAAGAGCCGCCGUGGGGAAAGGGCAAGCAGAGGAGGAGACCACGAACCUCCAGGGCAUACCUGUGGAUGGGUGACCAGGAGGCAAUGGGAGAUGAGUCAACCUGACAAAGCCGAUACCAAGAACAAUCAUGAACAGAAAUGCGGUUCAUGACGGGCGUUGCAAAUUCCAGUUUCCAUGGCAAAGUUAAGGCCCUGGUGCCUCGCUUUAAGCCAGUGGAUUAGAGAUUUUUUAUGAAUAUAAAUUUACAAAACCCUU
Monodelphis domestica (gray short-tailed opossum) is the source of this 10794-nucleotide messenger RNA. NCBI's taxonomy places the organism in Eukaryota, Metazoa, Chordata, Mammalia, Didelphimorphia, Didelphidae. The record is from RefSeq and is a predicted model, not a curated record.